Messenger RNA from Salvelinus sp. IW2-2015, 1674 nucleotides. NCBI's taxonomy places the organism in Eukaryota, Metazoa, Chordata, Actinopteri, Salmoniformes, Salmonidae. The record is from RefSeq and is a predicted model, not a curated record.
CCCUCUCAACAUCCCUUCUCCCAAGCCCUCUCCCAGCCCUACUCCCAGCCCUUCUCCCACCCUUCUCCCAGCCCUUCUUCACAUCCCUACCGCAUCCCUCUCACAUCCCUUCUCUUCCCAGCCCUACUCCCACCAUUCUCCCACCCUUCUCCAGCCCUCACCCAGCCCUACUCCCAGCCCUCUCACAUCCCUUCUCACAUCCCUACUCCCAGCCCUUCUCCCGAGACCCUACUCCCAGCCCUUCUCCCAGCCCGUUCUCCCAUCCCUUCUCCCAGCCCUAUCUCCCAGCCGCCUACUCCCAGCCCUUCUCCAUGCCCUUCUCCAGCCACUUUCUCCCAGCCCUACUCCCAGCCCUUCUCACAUCUCCUCUCCCAGCCUCUCCCCAGACCUACUCCAGCUCCUUCUCCCAGCCCCUUCCCCCAGCCUACUCCCACUCUCUCCAUCCCUUCUCCCAGCCCCUUCGUCCACAUCCCUUCUCCCACCCCUUCUUCCCCAUCCCUUCUCCCAGCCCUUCUCCCGUCCCUUCUCCCAUCCCUUCUCCCAGCCCUUCUCACAUCCUUCUCCCAUCCCUAUCUCCCAGCCCUUCUCCCACAUCCCUUCUCCAGCCCUUCUCCCAGAACCUACUUCCCAGCCCUUCUCCCAGCCUUCUCCCAGACCUCUCCCAAGCUAUUCUCCAACAUCCCUUCUCCCAGCCCUUCUCACAUCCCUUCUCCCUCCCUUCUCCAUCCCUUCUCCCAGCCCUUCUCCCAUCCCUUCUCCCAUCCCCUUCUCCCAGCCCUUCUCACAUCUCUCCCAUCCCUACCCCAGCCCUUCUCCAUCCCUUCUCCAUCCCCUUCUCCCAGCCCUUCUCCUACCCUCUCCCAUCCCUCUCCCAACCUUCUCCCAGCCCUACUCCCAGCCCUUCUCCAUCCCUUCUCCCAUCCUUCUCCCACCCUCUCCCAUCCCCCCUUCUCCCAGCCCUUCUCCAGCCCUUCUCCAGCCCACUCCCAGCCCUUCUCCCAGCCCUUCUCCAGCCCUUCUCACAUUCCCUUCUCCCAGCCCUUCUCCAUCCACUCCCGAGCCCUUCUCACACUUCCCUUCUCCCACCCUCUCUCCAGCCCUACUCCCAGCCCUUCUCCCAUCCCUUCUCCCCAGCCCUUCUCCCAGCCCCUCCACCUUCUCCAGCCCUUCUCACAUCCCAUCCCAGCCUCUCCCAGCCCUACUCCCAGCCCUUCCCAUCCCUUCUCCCAGCCGUCUCCCAGCCCUUCUCCCAGCCCUCUCUCACAUCCCUCUCUCCCAGCCCCGUUCUCCCAGCCCUACUCCCAGCCCUUCUCACAUCCUUCUCCCAGCCCUUUCUCCCCAGACCUACUCCCAGCCCUUCUCCCAGCCCUUCUCCCAGACGCUACUCCCAGCUCUUCUUCACAUCCCUUCUCCCAGCCCUUCUCACAUCCCUUCUCCCAUCCCUUCUCCCAUCUUCUCCCAGCCCUUCCCCAUCCCUUCUCCAUCCCUUCUUCCCAGCCCUUCUCACAUCCCUUCUCGCAUCCCUACUCCCAGCCCUUCUCUCACCCUACUCCCAUCCCUUCUCCCAGCCCUUCUCCAGCCCUUCUCCAGCCCUUCUCCCAUCCCUUCUCCCAGCCGCCUACUCCCAGCCCUGAAAGCUUCAAAAUCGUAUUGCCCCGCGCUGUGUGCCCAUAA